UAAAAAUGUAUUCAAACACCGGAAGCAAGUACAGCGCAUGUCAUACGUUCGGACCACGCUUUUGCAGCCAAAACAUAAAGAAGAGUUUCGACGACUUCCAUCGCAAACAUGACGUCAACACUGCCAAUGAACCCAAAACCAUUUUUGAAUGGUCUGACGGGAAAACCUGUGAUGGUCAAGCUAAAGUGGGGUAUGGAAUACAAGGGCUACUUGGUAUCGGUUGAUGGCUACAUGAACUUACAGUUGGCAAAUACAGAAGAAUUCAUUGAUGGUGCACUCACAGGAAAUCUCGGUGAAGUUUUAAUACGGUGUAACAAUGUUCUAUACAUCAGAGGAGUAGAAGAGGAAGACGAAGAAGGGGAGAUGAAGGAUUAAACUUUUGAUACUCUGAUAUUGUAAUGUGUUUUAAACAUUAUGUACUGCCAGGUGCCUAGCAAGCAAGCAUGUAAUGCAAAGGCUGCUGUGGAGAACUGAACAGAAACGUACAUGUUAUUCCAGUGGUGUAAUAAAGGCGACAUGAUCAGUGUACGGCGGAUCUGAAAAUACCACUAUAACGUUCCAGUUAUCGGAGUAGAACAGUGAAAAGACGUUGAGAUGAUUAGACCAUGCUGUCAUGUUUCUUUAAGAUGAAAAUAGAUAAUGAAAAAGAAUUUUGCCAUAGAUAAUAGAAAUUACAGAAAACAAAUAUUCAAUCUAGGAUAAAUUGCAAAUGUUUGAAUUAAAGCAAUAGACACAAUCCAUUUUGAAAGGGUUACUAGAAUAAUUUGAAUUAGUGAACAGGGUUCAAUAUAAGCAACUCUAGCAGGACUGGAUAAGGUGAACAAGCGGGGGGGUAUUGUGUCUAUUGGAAGACACUUGCAAAAGUGUGUCUAAAUGUGACCAUGUUAUCUUUCAUUAAUCAUCACUUUUAUUGCAUUUUUGUUGCUUCAUUAUUGUUUUAUUUUGUCAUGUCAUAAAAUAAAAGUAAAUACUAAAGUAAAA
Messenger RNA from Pecten maximus, 981 nucleotides. Its product is annotated as small nuclear ribonucleoprotein F. Gene Ontology annotation, molecular function: RNA binding. Bases 109 to 375 code for a protein of 88 amino acids. NCBI's taxonomy places the organism in Eukaryota, Metazoa, Mollusca, Bivalvia, Pectinida, Pectinidae. The record is from RefSeq and is a predicted model, not a curated record. Gene Ontology annotation, biological process: spliceosomal snRNP assembly; mRNA splicing, via spliceosome. The transcript is spliced from 4 exons. Gene Ontology annotation, cellular component: catalytic step 2 spliceosome; U1 snRNP.